Drosophila kikkawai is the source of this 2561-nucleotide messenger RNA. The record is from RefSeq and is a predicted model, not a curated record. Lineage: Eukaryota; Metazoa; Arthropoda; Insecta; Diptera; Drosophilidae.
CAGCAACGGACCAGACGUGCCACGGAGCUACAGGAUUACAUCGGAAUAAAACCACGCCGCCGGCAACGUGCCCCAAAAAUGGAGUUGGAGUAAAUUAUCGGGGGAGAGCCAAAUUUUCAUCUGGCAACGCUGACCACGCGGAAGGAUAGAAUACAGAAGAAAGCUGAAAAAUGGAUAACAGAAAUGCAGCACUUUUCUUUGAUAGCUUGAAUGCCGCGCAUUCUCCUGUUAGAGGUCUUGGCCGAUCGCUGGCCGAAAACUGAAUCAUUAUUUGGACUCGAAAGUCAGCAAAGGGAAUCUAACUACGAUUUAUUAAUAGGAACCUGGGUUCCCGGGCUAACUACUGGGGUUUAACUCGACCCAAUCGCAGUCGGCUGCUAAGUAAUCUGGUUAAAAAAUUGAAAGAGAUUAGUGGGAAACUGAGAGCAUUGAUGUAUAGGGGUUGUUUUUGUAUAUGAGAGUGUCUGUGAUUGUGCCUAACGGCUACAGAUUCAAAAAAUCUGUAUAUAGAGACAUGAAGUACAAAAAUGUACUUUGUAAAAUAAAUCAUUUAAAUAGAUAAAUUCAAAGCUACAGCUACGUUGUGAGUUAUUUCAAAGCUACAGCUACUUUGUGAGUUAUUUUAUGUUCACUCUCAUGCCCAAUAAAUAUGAAAUAAAUACCGAACCCUGCGGCUGCGCGGACGAGGUUCAUCCGAAACCAGGACAUCUAGUUUGCUAAUCGGUGUGUGACCUGACGAAUGGUGUGCCCAAAACGGAAGUGUACAAAAACAAACAGUGCCAGGCCAGUAUUCGGGUUUUCCGCACUUCCGCCUGUGGCAGUAUGAGCUCGCACUAUCUCAACUCCUGUGUGAAGGUGCCCAUCGAUCCGUGCAACAACUGUCCAGCUCCCACCUACAAUCGUCCCAAGCUCUGUUCACUGGGGGGAAAGAAGCCUUCAGAUAUCGCCCCCACUGUGCCACCGGAGACGCCUGCCUGGAGCAGCCAGAUGGGUAUUAGAUCUCUGGCCAAGUUUUACGACAGUAUACCUGACUACUGUGAUGUAAGGCACCUGCACCAGGCCGAGUUCUACUCCACGUUGGAGAGUUUGCGCAGCACCAGUCGUGAGCUGCGAUCUCAGCCAGCUGCAGCUUCAGCAUCACGACCAACUAAUUCAGGAUCAGCUCCCGCUCCCACUCGAGAUCGAUGUUCCAGUGCCAGCAGCAGCAUCUUAGGACAUGGGAAGUCGAAAAAGCGAUCAGCCAAGGGCAAGAAGACGAAAAAGCCUCCGCUGGUGCUGGGUCCAGUCCUUCCACCACCUGUAAUCGCCGAGACCCCAGACCCCCAAGAUCGCUGUGUGACACCUGCCAUAUUGCAUACCCCUAGUUCCAGUUGUCUGAGCGAGGAGUACGACAAAUGCCUAAGGGAUUUGAGCCGGCUGAAGAGUUUUAAAGAGGAUUAUGCUGUGGAAGUGGCCGACUUCAAGAGAUCUCUCAAGAGCUUUGAGGCGGAGUUUCGAAGAUCCAAGCCCAUCUGCAGUAAUGCGACUCAGACGCAGACUCAUAGCCAGCCCCCUGCCCGUUGUCAGAUCCCUGCUAAUCCGGGUCAACACACGGCGGAACGGGCCAAGUGCCGCAGGGAGAUGCUGCGUAGGUGCUUCAGUGUCAAUGAUAUCGGAGGAACUGUCACGGAAUCGCAACCUCUGAAUUCGGUUCUAAAAUCCUCUAAGCCCAAACUCAGCAACUACUUUCCUGCGAGCAAGGAGGAGCAUGUGCCCAAGAUUCAAAUACAAUCACCCACCGCCUCCUCGAAGAGGAGCAGUAGUGCAUCCACAGUGGGUAGGAGCAGAGGAAGACGCGGUCGGGGUAGGAAGCCCAACACAGUAUCAACAAAAGUGGAGCAGAAACCACUGCCAGCGAUGAGCAUGUUUGAUUUGAUCGAGGAGCCGCUCCAAAGACGAUCGCCCAGUGUAUCUCCUUUACAUCCGGUAGCGCGUCCCAAUCUGGCGGCCACCUUGAGGGCUGAAGUCUCGCGGAAGAAGGUAAAGGAAUUGAAGAACAAUUGCACUUUUCACGAUCCACGCCCGCAAUUCGAUUGGGAGGUGCGAAAGACGCCGGCCUGGAAGUCGUUGUCCUUGAACGAAUCCCACAAGGCUCUCUUAUCCAUCCGCUUGGCCACUCGAAAAGCGGAGCAGGCACUGCAGGAGCGACAAUAUGAACUCCAUAUGGAGAUGAUGCGGAACCGGGUGAAGUCCGCUCCCCUGCUCCUCGAAGGACCCACAUUUUGGGGUCCGGAGGUGGGAAAGCUCAGCCACAGCUGCCGGAGUGAGGGUAUGCGUCACUCCUGCGAGGGUAAUAGGCAGCGGAGGAAGAAGAAGUCCGAAUGCGCUGUGGCUGAUGGAGAGACCAAGCUGGAUCAACUCCGCAAGAUCUAUGGCUCUGAGAAGUCUUGCUCGAGACAAUCGCAAAGGAGCAAGCGGUCCGGACGGAGGCCUCGGGAACAGGUCACGGAGACCCCGACUCACGACAGUGGCGAUGACUUAUGCAGCGUGGACAGAGCCUUCCUCUAGAGAAUUACCUAAUA